AUGGAGGAACAUCUGAGCCAUUUCUGUGGAGAGGAGGAUGGACUGGCCACAGGUGGAAUCUUUACAUUGCUGCCUUCUUCUGAUCGCUCAUUAUCACUAAUAGUGCCUAAGAGGAGUGAAACCUCAGCCACAGACACCCCUUCAAGAGCAGAUUCCGUCUCAUUGGAAUGCGACCAUCACCUCAGUGGAGGUCUUGAGACAGCAGUCGCUCAAGUGCUACCUUCAGAUGUAGAAGGACAUCAACAGGAGAAAAAUGAUUUCCUUCAAGCAGCAUCUGAGUCAAGUUCUUUAAAGAUCCAGCACUUUGACAAAGUACUGGACUCCAGGCGCUUCUACCUGCAACAGACAAAGAACGCCACAUGCUGCAAAAUACCCGCCAGGCGUGAACCAGACCCAAAAUUCAAUGGCUACCUGAAACUUCUCAGAGAGUGUCAAAGGAGCAUAGACACUGUUAGGAAAGUUAGAGACAAUCUGAAAGAGGAAGACGAGGCGUUCCCUGGGUUGGCCAAUUUAAACAGCACCGAGACUAAAUCAGCCGGUGUUAUUGAGAGAUGGGAAUUAUUCCAGGCAGAAGCAAAAAAGGAGGAUCCCGUAAUAAAUCCAGAAUCUCAUCACUGGCAGCAAUUUAUGCCGGACCUCACUAAUAUCUGGGACUGGCUGGGAGACACCGAGGAAGAGAUUGGGCGAGUACAGCAGUUGGAUGUUGGCACUGAUAUUCAAACAGUUAACGUUAAAAUCAAACGACUUAAGGAGCUUCAGAAGGCUUUGGAUACCAGAAAACCUAUUGUCCUCUCCAUUAACCUGUGGAGCUCACGUGCCGGCAACACAGACAACAAGGAGCUCCAGGAACAUCUCAGCCAGAUGAACGUCAAAUGGGGACAAGUGUGCAGCUCACUAGAUGGGUGGCGUUGCUCGCUGCAAGAGGCUUUAAUGCAGUGCCAGGAAUUUCAUGAAACUAGCCAGGGGCUGCUUCUCUGGUUAGAAAACAUAGACAGACGACAACAUCAGAUCAUUCCCAUUGAUCCAAAUUGUGAUUCAGACACUCUUCAGCAACAUCACUUGCUUUUAAUGCAAAUGAAGAGUGAUCUGCUAGAGUCUGAGCUCAAGGUGCCAUCUCUGAAGAACAUGUCCUGUGAGCUUCUGGUGAAAGCAGAGGGUACAGACAGCCUGGAAGCCAAGGAGAGGGCCCAUGUCAUCAGUAACAGGCUGAAGUUUCUCCUGAAAGAAGUCACCAUUCACGUCCAAGAAAUAGAGAAUAUUUUAGGCAUCUCAACUAACCAGCCUGAGUUAACAUCUUGGUCUCCAUCAACCACCUUGGACACUUCAGGAUCCUUCGGCCUUAUGUUGGGCAGGCGCAGGCCUCUCAAACAGAGAAUGUGCAAACAGUCAAGUGGCAAAUGUGUUGUGUCAGAGCCUGGACCACGUGUCAUCGUUCCACCAAACAGGUCCAAAGAGGGUAGUUGCCAUCAACUCGAGAAGAAUUUGGCCCAACAGAAAGAAUCCCUUAUUCGCCGAGUUCUUCUGACUGCCUUCCCUCUGCAGUUUCUUCUGCUGCUGAUAAUUAUUUUGGCAUUUGUUGCAACAGCCAACAUAGAACAUCACAGCUGCACUCUGGCCAACAACUUUGCCAGAUCAUUUAAUCUUAUGGUGCGCUAUACCAACGGGCCACCACCAAUAUAG
Messenger RNA from Spea bombifrons (plains spadefoot toad), 1680 nucleotides. Its product is annotated as nesprin-1-like. The coding region runs from base 1 to 1680 and encodes 559 amino acids. The transcript has 11 exons. Gene Ontology annotation, molecular function: protein binding. Gene Ontology annotation, cellular component: membrane. NCBI's taxonomy places the organism in Eukaryota, Metazoa, Chordata, Amphibia, Anura, Pelobatidae. The record is from RefSeq and is a predicted model, not a curated record.